Molecule: messenger RNA, 2436 nt
Organism: Gadus morhua (Atlantic cod)
Lineage: Eukaryota; Metazoa; Chordata; Actinopteri; Gadiformes; Gadidae
Gene: rps6kb1b
Product: ribosomal protein S6 kinase b, polypeptide 1b
Exons: 15
Coding region: 114-1625 (503 amino acids)
Biological process (GO): protein phosphorylation; signal transduction
Molecular function (GO): protein serine/threonine kinase activity; ATP binding
Source: RefSeq, a predicted model, not a curated record
GCGCAUGCUCAGUGUAGUAGCCGGUUAUGGCGGCGACGUGUGUUUGUCCAUGAGGUGGGGAACCCGAGCUAUUCUCUCGGUUUGCGAGUCAGCAAUCUGAAUCAAACGCAGCCAUGGCUGGGGUGUUCGACAUCGAUUUGGAUCAGCCGGAGGAAAAUGUCUCCGACGAUGAGAUUGAGGAGACCCAGAUCAACGACUUCAUGGACCAGUGCAGCGGCUUUGAGUUCAACAUGGAUGACUGCGAGAAGAUCGAGAUAUCAGAAGACAACGUCAACCGAGGGACGGAGAAUAUCAGACCGGAAUGUUUUGAGCUCCUUCGGGUGUUGGGGAAGGGCGGCUACGGAAAGGUGUUUCAGGUUCGCAAGGUUGUCGGUGCUGCUUCAGGCAAGAUAUUUGCCAUGAAGGUUUUAAAGAAGGCUAUGAUUGUACGAAACGCAAAGGACACUGCGCACACAAAGGCAGAGCGCAAUAUCUUGGAAGAGGUGAAGCAUCCCUUCAUCGUGGACCUCAUCUAUGCCUUCCAGACAGGAGGCAAACUCUACCUGAUUCUGGAGUACCUCAGUGGAGGAGAGCUUUUUAUGCAACUGGAGAGAGAAGGCAUCUUCAUGGAAGACACUGCCUGUUUCUACCUGGCAGAGAUCUCCAUGGCUCUUGGCCACUUGCACCAGAAGGGCAUCAUCUACCGAGACCUGAAACCUGAGAACAUUAUGCUCAACAGCCACGGCCACGUGAAGUUGACCGAUUUUGGGCUGUGUAAAGAGUCCAUUCACGACGGAACAGUCACCCAUACAUUCUGUGGUACAAUCGAGUACAUGGCCCCGGAGAUCCUGAUGAGGAGCGGGCACAACAGAGCGGUGGACUGGUGGAGCCUCGGAGCCCUCAUGUACGACAUGCUCACGGGAGCGCCACCGUUCACAGGUGAAAACAGAAAAAAGACGAUUGAUAAAAUCUUGAAGUGCAAGCUGAACCUGCCACCCUACCUCACACAGGAAGCGAGAGAUCUCCUCAAACGGUUGCUGAAGAGAAACGCCUCUUCACGAUUGGGAGCCAUGGUGGGUGACGCUGCCGAGGUCCAGGCCCAUCCCUUCUUCCGGCACAUCAACUGGGACGACUUGCUGGCCAGGAAAGUGGAGCCUCCCUUUAAGCCUUUCUUGCAAUCCGCCGAAGACGUGAGUCAGUUCGACUCCAAGUUUACCAGUCAGACCCCAGUGGACAGUCCAGACGACUCCACCCUCAGUGAGAGUGCCAAUCAAGCCUUUCUGGGUUUCACGUACGUAGCCCCAUCUGUCCUUGAACACAUGAAAGAGAAGUUCUCCUUCGAGCCAAAAAUCCGCUCUCCCCGGCGGUUUGUGGGCAGCCCAAGAACCCCCCUCAGUCCGGUGAAGUUCUCCGGAGGCGAGUGCUGGUCCCGGAGCGGCCUGAUCCCCAGCGCCAUGAUGCGUCCCGCGCCCCAGGAGCAGGCCAUGGAGCUGUCCACCCCCGAGCAGAUGGACGUGACGACGGGGAGCGAGGCAUCCGCGCCGCUGCCCAUCCGCCAGCCCUCGGGGGGCAGCAUGGCCCAGGCCAAGCAGCCGGCCUACCCGCAGGCCGCCAAGAGGCCUGAGCAUCUACGUAUGAACCUAUGACCCGGCGGCGCUCCCCCACGGGAGAGGUCCACCUCCCCAAGGGCGCUAUUAGUCCUUUUCUGAUUUUUCUUUUCUUUUUUUUUCCUUCGUUUUAUUUUAUUUUAUUUUUAAAGAUAAAUACAAAAGAAAAGGCAAAAAAAAAAAAGAGACAGACGCUAGAGACAAUGAAACUGUUGGAGAGCCUCACAUCAGAACUCACUACCGUCGCGUCCUGGACGUUGUGCGGUGGUACUGGAGGGUGUGUGUUGGGGGGGGGGGGGGGGGGGGGGGGUACGGUACUCCAGUGCGCUAGAGCCAUGCACAACUCACUACGACACCACCACAUCACAACCUUCACCUCAGGUCACCUUUGACCUUUUUGUCUUCUGACCCUUAACCUUAGCAGAACUGGCCUAGUAAGCCUGAACAUGUUUUGGGAUCCACAGCCUUCGUAUGACAUGGUCAUACCACCACGAUGACGUCUUCACCCAUCCGUUGCACUAAAACGCAGUCGCGGGCUACGUUUCGGAUUACAUACGAAGUGCUUUGUGCGGUUUGAAUUUGAAAGCGAAUGUGGAAUUUGCUUUCUGAAGAAAUAAAUAACGGCUGGGUGAUUUUGACUGCCGUUCUUAAAAAUGCUUCCUGAGUCUGAAAAAAAUCAAUGAUGAUGCUAAUCCAAAAAAACGAUUACGAUUUGAAGCAGAUUUGGUCAGCAGAGGACCUGAUGAUGAACAAGCUUUAUGUCUUAGUAAGUUUUACAAAAUAGCUGCAUCAACUAUGCUAUAAAAUGGAUAAAUGAGCCUAAAUAAAAUAAAAACCUUCUCGUAAUGUU